CUGAUCACAGAUCAACCCAAGGCUGUCCUGAGUAUCUCUCCUCAGUGGCUGAACCCUGGGGCCUCUGUGAUUCUGAGCUGUGGGGUUAAAGAGUUGUCUACAGACUGGAGGAUCUCCUGGUACAGGACUGUUCCCACUUUAACUGAGCAGUCAUACUCUUUUGAGCUUCUAACAGACAGAGGAAAUUUGACUACUGAAGACUCCUACACUCUGAUCCCUGCUGGUCCUACUCCCAGAGGAGGAUAUGUGUGUAGAGCUGGGAGAGGAGACCCAGUCUAUGAUACACUCUACAGUGAACCUCAGUUUCUCUGGUCAGGAGAUCUGCAGCCUUCAGUGUCUCUUACAGUAAAUCCCAACAGAACUCAAAACUUUAGAUCAAAGUCUCUCUCACUGAGCUGUGAGGAGAAGGGGAACUCUACUGGAUGGAGACUGAUGAGAUACACAGAGACAGCAUGGACAUCAGAGUGUCCAUCUACCUGGAGAUCAAUAACAGAAUCCACCUGCACCAUCACAUCAUUGGACACAUGGUACAGUGGAGUGUUCUGGUGUGAGUCUGGAUCAGGAGAGUACAGUAAUGCUGUCAACAUCACAGUGAACGAUGGUGAUGUGAUCCUGGAGAGUCCUGUCCAUCCUGUGACUGAAGGAGACUCUGUGACUUUGACAUGUACAUUUAGAUAUCAGGAAACAAAUCUUAAACCCAAAAGUGAUUUCUACAAAGAUGGAGUACUUAUCAAGAAUGAGACCACAGGAGAGAUGACCAUCCCUACAGUAUCCAAGUCAGAUGAAGGAUUCUAUAAGUGUAAAUCUGGUCAAGGAGAAUCACCAGAGAGCUGGGUGACAGUGAGAGUCUCUCCAGUCGUAUCUCCUGGAUCCUCUACAUCAGUCCUAGUAGGAGUGGUUGUGGGUCUGGUUGUUGCUGGUGUUCUACUGGUCAUUCUCCUGGUCCUGCUGGUGAGAUAUCAAAACAGCAAAGGUUCCUGUUUCAACAGAACAUUCUGGCCCACUCAGACCCAGAGCACCAACCAGGACCCCCAACAGGAACAAGGAUCUACCCAGGGCCAGGCUCCUGAUAUUGUGUACACAUGUCUGCAGCAUGAUGCUGCUGGUGCUUCUGCUGCUGGACCAAGUCAUGUGACUUACGCCCAGAUUCCACUGAAAAAGUUGGACAAGAAAAAGAAAGGUGACUCUCAACUGUGA
Molecule: messenger RNA, 1197 nt
Organism: Salvelinus fontinalis (brook trout)
Lineage: Eukaryota; Metazoa; Chordata; Actinopteri; Salmoniformes; Salmonidae
Exons: 7
Biological process (GO): cell surface receptor signaling pathway
Cellular component (GO): membrane
Molecular function (GO): transmembrane signaling receptor activity
Source: RefSeq, a predicted model, not a curated record